AUGUCGUCCUUGUACUCUGGUGACCAUGGGGAAACAGGUGGAGGCAGCGCCAGGGCAAGCACCAUAUCGAUCGGUCAGGCUAUGCAGCGGACAUGGGAAUGGAUGGCGGCUUAUCAGACGGGAUCCGGUGACUUGACCACAUCGACCUCAGAUUCGUCUUUGAGAAAUCCAGACGAUGAUCUGGAUCUCGAUUCCCUGUUCAGACGUCUAGACAGGUACACAGCCGAGAUGCGGGAAGUCGAGGAUCGUCUCAAACGAGCGAGAAGCGUUUCUGAGAGAUCCGAAGGUAUCAUUGCCAAGCGAUUCUCCUUUGAAGACACCUCGCUGGAGAUGACCGAACCUUUGCCGGCAUUGAGGUGGCCGCCAGACUCACAUCCUCCCAAAGCGUGGAGACCAAGGCAAAUCCCAAGUAUUGCGACUUCUUCCGAGCAGUCCAUACCAGCUCCCUUUGCCCACCCAGAGCAUCGGAGCUCCUUACGCACGGAAAGCCUGCCACCUGAUGCAGAGGAAAUAGAACAGGAUUCACCGGCACCACUGAUUGGAAAUUGGAAGCAAUGGGCAGAGCAGCAGUUCUUGCCCACAAAACUAGCCCCCACGCGUGCCAGCAGUAGAUACUCGGAGACGAGAGAAUCAUACUCUGAACACUCGCGCCAACGAUUUAUCUGGCGGCGGCAAUCGCCCUCCCCUCCUGGGGAAGCAAGUCAUCACGAAUCAAGUUCCGAGAUGAGCCACCUCUUGGCCCAAAUCCCUGAAUAUCUCACAGACGACCAUUGCGACUACCAUCAAUUCGACUUCUCCGAGGAUGACGAACUCAGUCCAGUAAUCCCGAGAUCUUGGACGUUACCGCCCAGAACUUCAAGUAUGAAACAGCCGAAUAAGGAAGCGUGCCGAGAAUCAGCAAACGCCCAUCUCAGACCGAUGCCACGUAGGAGGAUGACAACUAGUGACGCAAGGCCUGCGAUAAGGAAUGGCGGAGUCUGGUCCGGUGAGGCUGCUGAGCUCUUCAUCCAAGGCGAGGAACCGUCUCUUCCUGGGUUAUCUCAAUCCACGUCCAACGCAACCUUGAACUCGAACCCUCCUUUGACGCCUUUGACGCUAAGUGAUCCCAGAGAAGACCAAUUACGUCGGGAGAUGGAAAGUUUUGCCAUCCAGGAUGGACCAGGAACACUCGAAUACCGAUACCAGAAGCGUAGGCCUCCUCUCCUGAAUUUGCUCGAUUCGGACGAGGAAGACUAUCAGCAGUCGGUAUCCUCCACUGCGGAGCUGGACAACUCAAGCUUGCUCGACAUGAGUGAGGAGCGCAGCGUCAGACCCCGGCGGCGACGCAGGAGCCUUUUCAAUAUUUUUCAGAGGAGGUCGCCUGUGGAAAAGCUGAUUGAUAUGUAUUUCGAAGACGAGCCGGGAGAAAAGGAUACUUCCAGAAAAGGAUCCCCUGUUCGAGAAAAGGUGCCGAAAAGCCCCGCAACACCACCCCUUUCUCUGGCCAUCCUCGGAAAGCAGAUGUCGUUCUAG
Molecule: messenger RNA, 1512 nt
Organism: Fonsecaea nubica
Lineage: Eukaryota; Fungi; Ascomycota; Eurotiomycetes; Chaetothyriales; Herpotrichiellaceae
Exons: 1
Coding region: 1-1512 (503 amino acids)
Source: RefSeq, a predicted model, not a curated record